CUUUGUCAACUGCUGUCUUUCCAGGUGUGAACACUUGACUCUAAAGCUUUGAAACCACUGAUACCUUGCAGAAAUAUGAGAUGGACGACUAAAGGCGCAGUUAUUGGUCAAACUUAUACACUUACUUCUGCACAUGUGCUCAACCCUCAACUAGAAAACAUUUAAAAAAGAACGGAGUUGGUUGCAACGAGCAUGCAGUUGAGGAAACACAGUACAAGCUGAUGUUUGUCAUUUCACUUCCCGUUGAAGCUCCAUUUGCAAAAAAAGCUAUAUAACCUCUCAGUGUGGCAGUUACUCAGUUUCCCCCUACAGCUCACACAAAUGGACAGCAGUGCUCAAGGUGGCAAAGCCUUUGGUCUUCUGAAGUCCAAACAGGAGGAGAAGCUAAACUCCAUCAAUGAGGUGUUCCUUUCAGAUCCAAAAUAUGUGGAGGAGGAAGAUCUGGGCUCAAAGCUUGAAGCAUUUAAAAAAAAAUACAUGGAGUUCGAUCUAAAUGACAAAGGAGAUAUAGAUAUGAUGGGGUUGAAACGAAUGCUGGAAAAACUUGGAUUAGCUAAAACUCACUUGGAGCUGAAGAAGAUGAUGUCAGAAGUGGCUGGAAAUGCAGCAAAAGACUCCAUCAGCUACACUGACUUCCUGAAUAUGAUGCUGGGGAAAAGAAACGCAAUUCUCAAGCUGAUUUUGAUGUUUGAAGGCAUGGGAAAAGAGAAGGAGCAGAAGGAUGUUGGACCCCCCACUCGCAAAACCUUUUCAGAACUGCCCUGAAGGCGUUUUUAACCUCUAUGCUGUUAAUCUGACACAGAAAUAACACAUGUCAAAAGGAUGUGAAACUAAUGCCAGUCUUAGAUUUUUUUUUUAACUAAAGUAAUUCAAAACUUUACUUGGGAUUCAAACAAGAUAGAAAUUCUGUUGAUUCUGUUUUAUGUGUUGAGUGUAAAAAGAAACAGCAGUUUAUCUGUGGGAAAGCAAUAAUGUAGAAAAAAUCCUCUGCACUAAAUGAAAUAGAAACUUGAAGGCUUAGUGGCAAGACAAUUUACUGAACAAAAGUGGGUAACCUUUCACAAACUACUAAGGUUUUACUAUUUUUGUUUUGACAGACUUUGCGAUUGUUAAAUGAAAGUAAAACUUUUUAAAAUCUUGUAAUCAAAAAAUGGGCUUUUACCUGAAGAAGAUAUUUUCUGAUCUGUCAGUGCAAAAUGUAACAAAUUACAAAUGAAUAGUGUUCAAUAAAUAUGUAGAGUGGGUCAA
Oryzias latipes (Japanese medaka) is the source of this 1248-nucleotide messenger RNA. Its product is annotated as allograft inflammatory factor 1. The record is from RefSeq and is a predicted model, not a curated record. Gene Ontology annotation, molecular function: calcium ion binding; actin filament binding. Gene Ontology annotation, cellular component: actin filament; ruffle membrane. Gene Ontology annotation, biological process: ruffle assembly; actin filament bundle assembly. Lineage: Eukaryota; Metazoa; Chordata; Actinopteri; Beloniformes; Adrianichthyidae.